Nerophis lumbriciformis (worm pipefish) is the source of this 2988-nucleotide messenger RNA. RefSeq lists its product as uncharacterized. Gene Ontology annotation, biological process: microtubule cytoskeleton organization. NCBI's taxonomy places the organism in Eukaryota, Metazoa, Chordata, Actinopteri, Syngnathiformes, Syngnathidae. Gene Ontology annotation, cellular component: microtubule cytoskeleton. The record is from RefSeq and is a predicted model, not a curated record.
GACUGCGAGGUGACUAUUAUUAACGGUCAAAUUACCGUCAAAUCAUACAAUAUCACGAGAAAUGCGCGCUUAUGCCAAGCGGCGGAGUUCCUGUCAGCUCGGUAGUCACGAUGACCCAGGUAGUUCCGAGUCGUCCUGCGGCGUUGACAGCCCUAGUCCCGCCUACCUCACCCAUGCUGACCAGUAGAAAUACUUCUCCGUCACGGCGAUCGCCAUGCGGUCACAGGAGCCCCUCAGGUGUGCGGCGUGCAGACAAUGUAUCUAAAGAGAAACACGAGCAUGCAGCAAAGACACAAGAGGUGCUGCAGGACAAAGAGCGGCGUGCUCUGCAGCAGCUGGAGCGCAGCGGCGAGCAGCGAGGGCGCAAGAUGGCGGCGCAAAGGAGGAAGGAAGGGCAGCGACAUCUGGCGGCCGAGGAGAAGAGACGACAGCAGCAGGAAGCCGACAAGGAGAGGCUGGAGGCCCUGGUACGCCGCAGAGCCGGGGGUGCAGAGCGGAGAGGAGGAGGAGGCGGCGAGGCCCGGGACCACCUGGACAACCGGCCCAAGCGAUGGACCUGGGGGGGACCGCCUGACGCAGCGGAGGGUAACCCUAAGACCCCGCCCUGCCACGCCGUUGGCUCCGCUCAGCCUAGUCAGCUUCCUGCCGCUUCAGCCCCCAGUGUCCACCAAUCCCGUCACGUCUGUGAUUUCUUGGCCCCGCCCACCUCGUCGGAACCACCAAUGAGCAGGCAGCUGUCCAACUCGUCAAGUGCACUGCACUCGACGGAGACGGAGGCUCCCCUCGACAACAAACACAGACCUCACAGAAGUUCCUCUAACCGCAGGAGCAUCGCCGCGUUCCCCGACGAGACGUCUAAGGCCAGAACGCCCACGGGGGAGUUUCCUAACGCACCAGUUCGUAGCUCAUCCUUCAGAGCCAAUAAGAAAGGUCCUGCUACACCAAAAAGGAUGCGGUCGAACAGGAGCCGGGCCCAGUCACCCUGCUCCCCCGGCCAGUACCCGCCCUCCCCUCACCGACAGAGGGCCCCAACUCCUGGCGACGACAGGGGCCACGCCGAAGCCAAAGGUCACGGCACGCUAGACAGGAAGUCUGCCAAAUCUGAGACCUCAGAGAAGAAAAUCCCCAAAUCCACCAGCAGAGAACUUUGCGCAGAGUCUCCGGGAACGCCCACAGGCCGGAGCGUGGGCGGCACCAUGGAUGCCGAAGAGGCGUCCAGACUGCUGGCCGAGAGGCGCCGCCAAGCCCGAAUACAGAAGGAGCAGGAGGAGAGACAGCGUCUGGAGGAGGAGCAGCUGAGAGCAGAGGAGGAGCGCAGGAGGCAGCAGGAAGCCCGGGAGCUGCAGGAGAGAGCCGCGCUGCAGGCGGAAGAAGACCGGGUCCAAAGGGAGGAGGAGAGGAGGAACAGAGAGGAGGAGGAGCGGCGGCAGAAGGAGCAGCGGUGGAAAAACAUGCAGGAGCAGCUGGACAAAGAGCGAGAAGAAGCCUUCCAGCGAGCCCAGAAAGAAGCAGAAAGGAAGAGAAGGGAGCGAGAGCAGCUUCACAUCCAGGAGGAGCAGGAGAGGCUGCAGAGGAAAAAGAGAAUUGAAGAAAUCAUGAAGAGAACGAGGAAGAGUGACGUGGAUGCUCCGCCUGGAGCUGCAGCAUGCGAGACGCCGCUCACCCUGGACGACAUCCCCACUCCCGCCGAGGCCCCCGUCAUCCUGCUGGGACCCCUGGAGAGCAGGAGCUUUGUGGACGAGCUGUCGGACGGAGUCCAGUCCAUGGACGUGAGUUCUCCAUCUGUGUCCGUCAGCCCAGUGUCCAGGGACGAGCCGGCCAGCGCCCAGGAGUUCUCGCCGGUGGCAGAAGAGACUCCCCUGGAGCACAUGAUGGACCUGGACAGCGCGCCGGGACGCCCUUACCCCAAACUACAGGCCGACAGCAGCGUGGGCGACCUUAACAAGAACCUUCUGAUCCAAGCGUGCGGCACCGCCUCCGAGUCCUCGCAGCUCAUCCGCAGCGUCGGUCCCAGCGAGGUGGACGUGUGAGUGAUAUCAACAUCGGUUUGAGACAUCCCUUUUGAGCCUAAAAGAAGGAGACCUUCUUCAGCAGCUUCUUCUCCUCCUGGAUCAGCCGCUCUUCAUCCCACCUGACCAGCAUCCUCCACUAGCACACACACACCACACACAGUAGAGUCCAAAGCGCUUCUAACCAAGGACCGGCGAGCAAGGCCUUCUUGUUUAUUUAUUGAUCGAUUGGUUAUUGACACAUUUUGCAUGUGAGAGCCUCUGGGGCGGGGGGGAAAGGUUCAGUUCUCCCAUCAGUGCGAGAUGAAGGCCUCCACAUCUUUAAUCGGAUUGCUGCUCAUAAGUGUAAAUACUGGACAUGUGACCGGGCGUUGGACAAAAAAAAUGACAUAUUGUGGCUCGUUGCGGUGCUCGUAGCUUCGUUCCCCCGGUGGCUCCUCGUAGUUUGGUAGCCUGUAGCUUUUGCCUCCUCCGCUGCUCGUCCCCGGACGCUUUGCGGACAUGUCUGCGGGGGGAGGGGCCGAGAAACGUCGCCUGGCCUGUGAUUGGUCGGCGGGGCCAGGAAGUGUAUGUUGUGUUGUUGUGAGGCACCGACUGACCACGCUAGCUGCAGUGUGCACCGUUACCCUUACCACUAGUCUCCUCACCUAUGGAGAACACUCUGCUCGUCACCUCUGGAGGCCUUCAACCUCCGCGCUUCACCUUCUCACUCCAGGAAGUGGAAGUCCUCAGCCGCAUCGCAAAAGCCACAAAGAUGUCCCACGAGGAAAGCGGGACUAAAAUUAAACUUGUCUUGACACUCAUAAGGGAGUCAAACAUAAUGGCCACUUCAUGUCUUCUACUGUACUACUACUACUACUACUACUACUAGUACUACAACUAUUACUACUACUAGUACCUGCAGCCUGGUUGAAUAUAUCAUUGUAAAUGUAAUGCAUGGAUUACUGCUGAAAAUCACCAAUAAACGUCAUCAAAACCA